CUUCGGCGGCGUUAGGCUUAAUGUACUGUAUUAAUUUGUCGUCAAUGUUUCAAUGGGCAGUAAGGCAAUCGGCUGAAACGGAAAAUCACAUGACAAGUGCUGAGAGAAUAACGAGGUGUUCUUGUAUUACGUCAUUAUCUAUCGAAGAAUGACAACAGUAAAAACGUUCUUUCAAUAUACUAAGAAAAACAGAUGCAGAUUAACGAAGUUUCGUUGAUUUUGUUGCAUGACGUAGUUUACAUUAAAUAAAUGUUUCUAUUGGGGUGAAGUCUUAACAUGUCCGAAACGAAUAUUAUUGUCUCGCCUAAGUCAGUUGGAAAAUUUGACUAAUCCCGCUCAUACUUCCACUAAAACUUUUCUUCAAAACAAAGAGAUAAAAAAGGUCUCUUGAAGAAAUAGAAAUUUUUCCAAAAGCGACCAUUUUUGGAUAAAACAAGCUAAAGAAAAGAAGAAAGAAAUUUUCGGAUGGAAGUCGGUGCCGUUUUAUCUAUUUUACUAGAGACAUCAUUAUAGGCAGCAGACAAAGUAUUUUCGAUUUUGAGAAUUUUUUUGAUACUUCAUCUAUUCAAGUCGAUGAUGUAAAACUUCUUGUAAAGGGAAAAUGAAAAAGUUAAAGUUAUAAGAACUCAAUUCAUUUUUUAAAUUUAGUUUUUUAGAAAUUAGUUUAACGCGUGCCGUGUGCUGAUCAAAAGUUCAUGGAAAAAAUAGAACCAACUUAACAUGAGUGCUUAUCGUUAACUAUAAAUAGAUGAAGAAAAAUAUUGUCUACGUGAUAUGUAAACAGCUUUUAAGCGAGUAUUCUCGUCUGCCACCCGAACCUGAUUUCUACAAUGAAAAACAGAAACCGCCGUCUGAAUGGCCAACGAAAGGAAAAAUCGAAUUUAAAAACUAUAAAUUUCGUUAUCGUGCUGAGCUUGAACCGGUAUUGAAAGGCAUCAACCUCGAUAUUGAACCAUGUGAUAAAGUGGGCAUUUGUGGGAGAACAGGGGCUGGAAAAUCGUCUAUUUUUCAAGCUCUUUUUCGACUAGUCGACAAAUCAGCGACAGAAGGUCAAAUAUGUAUUGACGAUAUUGAUAUUAAUACAAUUAGUCUAAGCGAUCUACGUUCCCAUUUGAAUAUCAUUCCACAAUCGCCCGUUCUAUUCAGUAAUACUCUAAGAUAUAAUCUUGAUCCAUUUAGCAAACACUCGGACGAAGAGUUGUGGAUAGCCCUGGCAAUGGUUCAAUUGAAGGAUAAAAUGUCGGAAAUAUCCGAUGGACUAAGCAUACAAGUAGCUGAAUAUGGGAGUAAUUUUAGUGUGGGCGAGUGUCAGUUGAUAUGUGUAGCUCGAGCUUUGCUAAAACCAAGCAAAAUUCUGUUAAUUGACGAGGCAACAGCUAAUAUUGACAUGCAUACGGAUAAAUUGAUUCAACAAGUUAUUCGAGAGAAAUUCAGUGCACAAACAGUACUGACAAUUGCACAUCGUCUAGAUACAAUUCAACAUAGUGAUAAAAUUGUGUUGAUUAGUGACGGUUUGGUUAAAGCGUAUGGGAAGCCAACAGAUGUUUUGGAUGAUACAAAAAAUGAUGAUAUUGACUUAGACGACACUGAUGAAAAGAAGAAAGGUACGUUGUGA
Didymodactylos carnosus is the source of this 1615-nucleotide messenger RNA. The record is from the annotation of a GenBank genome assembly. Lineage: Eukaryota; Metazoa; Rotifera; Eurotatoria; Philodinida; Philodinidae.